CUUUACAACAAAAAUGUCUACUGAUAAGAUUACCUUUUACAACGCUGUUAUUUGCCCUUAUGCUCAACGUGCUGCUAUUGCAUUAAGAGAAGCCGGUGCCAAUUUCGAGACGGUUGAUAUUGAUUUGACCAAUAAGCCAGAAUGGUACAAGGACAUUAAUCCUGAAACUAAAGUUCCCGCCUUGACUACCGAGGGACAAAACAUUGCUGAAUCUUUAGUGAUUAUUGAAUACAUUAAUGAUCGUUUCCCUGAAGCAAAGUUGUUGCCCAAGGAAGCCAUCAAGCGUGCCCAUGUUCGUUUCGGUAUUGAAUAUUUUGCAUCCAAGAUUACCGCUGGAUUCAACAAGUACGCCUUUAACUAUAAAGGAGAAGGAGCUCGUGAGGCUUAUGAAGUUGAUGUGAAUGCCGCUUUAGUCCGCUUCAAUGAAAUCUUGACACAACAAUCGGCUACAGGACCCUAUUUCCUCGGUGAAGAAUUCUCGCUUGCAGAUAUCGCGGUUGCUCCCUUUGUUCUCCGAUUGUACGCUUUCAACAAGCUCAUCUUGAAGGGUUAUGAAUUUGAAGCCGUCAAGAGCCAUUCCAGACUUGCAGAAUUCAUCAAGGGAGUCACUUCCAGAGCCUCUGUUCAAGAAACCUAUGCUGGUGAUGAAAAAUUCGUUGACGUCUUGGUUCAAAGAUUUGGUGUUACCAGAGAUUAAAUAAUAAAAAAAAUACCCGCUUUUUGUUUCACACUGGA
Molecule: messenger RNA, 735 nt
Organism: Mucor mucedo
Lineage: Eukaryota; Fungi; Mucoromycota; Mucoromycetes; Mucorales; Mucoraceae
Product: thioredoxin-like protein
Exons: 4
Coding region: 14-697 (227 amino acids)
Cellular component (GO): cytoplasm
Molecular function (GO): glutathione transferase activity
Source: RefSeq, a predicted model, not a curated record